This is a messenger RNA of Xyrauchen texanus (razorback sucker), 3674 nucleotides long. RefSeq names its product vitamin K epoxide reductase complex subunit 1-like protein 1. Lineage: Eukaryota; Metazoa; Chordata; Actinopteri; Cypriniformes; Catostomidae. Gene Ontology annotation, molecular function: vitamin-K-epoxide reductase (warfarin-sensitive) activity. Bases 83 to 610 code for a protein of 175 amino acids. The record is from RefSeq and is a predicted model, not a curated record. The transcript is spliced from 3 exons. Gene Ontology annotation, biological process: peptidyl-glutamic acid carboxylation; vitamin K metabolic process.
GUGACACGUCCCGACGCUUUUCCACGUCGCCCGCGCGCCCAACGGUUGAGGCUGCGCGCGUUCGUGCUAAGGCCGGGAAAAAAUGGCGGCGCCCGUCUUGCGAGUGUCCACCCCUCGCUGGGAGCGGCUCGUCCGGCUGCUCGUGUGUCUCGCUGGGAUUCUACUGUCACUGUAUGCCUUCCAUGUGGAGAGGGAGAAGAGCCGGGACCCCAGUUACCGCGCCGUGUGCGACCUGAGCAGCUCGGUCAGCUGUUCCAAAGUCUUCACGUCCAGAUGGGGUCGAGGAUUUGGACUGUUGGGAAGCAUUUUUGGGAACGACAGCGCAGUAAACCAGCCAAACAGUGUUUAUGAAAUAUUCUUUUAUGUUUUUCAACUAUUACUAGGUUUGACGGCCAGCGCGAUGGCUGCCCUGAUUCUGAUGACUACGUCCAUCGCGUCCGUGAUGGGCUCUUUCUAUCUGGCUUACAUCCUGUACUUCGUCCUGAAAGACUUCUGCGUCAUCUGUGUCACCACAUACGCACUGAACUUCAUCCUGUUUGUGCUCAACUACAAGCGACUGGUUUACUUGAACGAGGCCUGGAAGCAACAGCUCCAAGCCAAACGGGACUAGACGGGGAAAAACUAAAAUAUAUAUAGAAGGAUGUCGGGGGGGUGACCUCUGAAAUUUGUGACUUGCCACCAGGAGACCUUGCUUCCAAACAAAUUCUGUCGUGUGUGUGUAAAACAAAACAACAACAUGAAACAACGAAAGAAAAAGUGUAAAGAAACAUUUUAGGGGCCACCGAUCACAUGUUUAUCACAUUGCAAGGAAGGAUUUCAAAAUGCACAUUGUUGUCCAUUUUUAUUUCUCGUUGGUUUUCUUUGUUGAGGUUUGGGCUGUGAUCGAGAGAGAUCAGUCGGACAAGAGCUCACGGGAACAAAAACUACCAGUCGGUACAAACGGAAGAGAGUGUCCUUUCCUGAGGAAUAAAACGAUGGAGAAAACGUGGAAAAAAGAUGCGAGACUACUUGAAUCCACUGGGAGAGUCUUCGCGGGACUGAAUUUAAGGGUUUAUAAAGGGUAAACGAUCAUGAGGUUAAUGUACCGGACGCAGAGGUAAUUCCACACGUCAUUAAGAAAUAAAGUGUAAUUUGUUAUGUUUACAGAUUUUAUUUGUAUUAUUGUUUUGGAAGAGGACCACUCAUAAAACACGGAAGAAUGUGAACUGUAUGUGUGUAGAUCAGAUUUGUCUGUGACUACUUUUUAUUUUUUAUUUGUUUGUUUCGCAGUUCUGUAAAUAGCCGCAAAGCAAUAUUCCGAACUUGAAACAUUAAAACAAAAGUCCGAUAGCAUGUCCGUCACUUCUAAAAAAUGGUUGUGGAUUUUAGUGCAAAUUUCUGAAGGCGUACAGUUCUCUGUACAGGUAUUAUGACGAUUGACUCGUCCUACGGUGGUUUCUAAACCCCGGAAUAAUGCUGCGUUCACAUCCUGUUGGAAUUACUGUACUUACGAGAUGACCACACGGAGACUUUACAUAAAAAUGGCAUAUACAGUACGUUUAACUCUUGAUUAACUGCCUUAUUGGUUCUCUAUACGUGACGUCAUGAUGGUCAGGUGGGAGCUUUUAUAUACUUUUUUUUUAUUUAUAACUUGUAAUGAGAAGUUCUUCGAUGAUGCAAACGCUUUAUACGCCGGAAUAUCGCCGUAAUUCCAACAUGACGUGAACGCACCACAAGUCAAAGCUGCAUUCACAUCAUGUUUGAAUAACCGUAAUUCUGGAAGAUUAUAUUACGAGCUGUUCCCUUGAAAUACGACUAAAAGUGAAGAAUUAAUAAUUAAAGGAAUAUUCCGGGUUCAACACAAGUUAAUCUCAAUCGACAGCAUUUGUGGCAAUGUUGAUGACCAUUAAAAAUAAUUUCGACAAGUCCCUCGUUUUCUUAAAAUAUAAAAGCACAAAUGUGUGUUCCAGUGAGACACUUCCAAUGCAAGUCAAUGGGGUAUUUUUAAAGGGUUUAAAGGCAGAAAUGUGACGCUUAUAAUUUUAGAAAAGCACUUACAUUAAUUCUUCUGUUAAAACUUGUGCAUUAUUUGAGCUGUAAAGUUGAUUAAAUCAUAAUUUUUAUAGUCGUUUUAGGUUUUUAGGGUCUUUUGACAUCGUCAUGGCAACGAAGUUAUAAAGUUGUCUAUAUCUUCACACAGAUGUGGUCAGUGAGUGAUUUAAUGACAGUAAAAUCAUGUUAACACACAUAUUGUUUAUGUCUUGUGACUUGUGAAACAGUAUUUUAAUGUGUACAGAUUAAACCCCAUUGACCUGCAUUGGAAGUGUCUCACUGGAACACACAUUUAAAGAAAAGGAGGGACGAGUCGAAAUAAAUUUUUGUGGUGAUCAACAUUAUGACACAAAUGCCGUCGAUUGAGCUGAACUCGUAUUAAACCCGGAAUAUUCCUUAAUCAACGUAUCAAACAGAAAUAUUUAGAUGUAGCCAAAAAAAACAACCUUUAAAAACUUUUAAUGCCGCUGGAUGUUUUUACAUGACGUCGCGAAAACUUUAUUUUCAGAAUCUCGUCAUGUUGGUCAUUCCAAUGUGGUGUGAACGCAGGGUUAGAUGAAACCUGAUCUCAGUGCUAAUGUAUCGUGAAGCACCCUUUCUUUAUUUUUCAUCACUUUCGUAUGUACACUAAUUUUAAGCAUUCCUUACCAAACUAACAGAAGGUUAGAGAAAAUGAACAUUUUAUUCCUGGAGAUUUCUCCAGUUUUUUGGGUUUAUUUCAGUUCAUAAUGUUCAUAUGUUUCAUCCUUUAGUUCCUUGUUAAUGAUUGUGUCCCUGUCUUGUGAUUUAACGUUGUUCAACCCCAACUAAACGUUUCACCCAACUGCUGUCACUAAUAUCCACAAUUCUCCUUUUCUGUCAGUGCUGUCUUGAGUAUCGUCUCAGAUUUGUCCAAAACGUCUCCAGCUGUUUGGAUGGUCAGUCACGAUGCCAAACAACGGCAAACGGUCUUCAGUCUUUAAAGUGGGCCUGUUGUGAUGGAUUGUGUUCCUCAAGACAAGCCACUCAUCAUAGAACAAUGUUCGUUUAAUAGUGAGGCUAACCGUUUGUGCUGGUGUCCAUUUCUUUUAAAGUCUAUUGUGUGUUCAUGUACCAGCGGGAACGUGUGACUGUUGAAGGUGCUGUUAGUCGGGCAGCUGGGAAAAUAACAUUUCUGAUUCCAUGUUUAGCCAAUCAGAAGACGUUUAAUGAAGCGUCAGUUUAAGAGUUUGUGGCGUGAGAACGCUCCUGUUGCAUUUGGCAACAUUCGUAGCACCUGUAGAAGUUUCCGUGUAACUGUUUGUGUUUGCUGAUAUCAAACUGCAUCUCUGUUAUAAUCGCUGAUUAUAAUGAUGUUUUUGGAAAGAAGGGGCACACCGUCUCAUUUAACGGCUAAAUCUCGUGGAAGUUCUACAGCAGCUAACAUCGCUUACAGCACCUUUAACAGUUGUAUUAUAGUGAACUUGAGAUAAAUGGGGUCGGGGCAGAUUGGGAUAAUUUGAUGCAAAUAAAGACAAUCAAAUGACAAAGACGAGUACUGUCCAUCCAGUGUCAGACUGUUUAUCUUGAUGUCCAUCGACGAAACAUUAAAAUACAAGUUUGCCUGUAAAAUUCCCAAUGCAUAAAAAAUGUGGUUUGUGAAAUUUAGACAUGAUUUAAAGGGA